Cucumis sativus (cucumber) is the source of this 1676-nucleotide messenger RNA. RefSeq lists its product as uncharacterized. NCBI's taxonomy places the organism in Eukaryota, Viridiplantae, Streptophyta, Magnoliopsida, Cucurbitales, Cucurbitaceae. The transcript is spliced from 2 exons. Gene Ontology annotation, molecular function: polysaccharide binding. The coding region runs from base 534 to 1475 and encodes 313 amino acids. The record is from RefSeq and is a predicted model, not a curated record.
AUUUUGUUCGUGGUGUCUUUAUUAUAGAAACAAUUCUAGGUUUGAGAUAAUUUCUUGUAAAUUUUCUGUACAAAAUAUGUUGACAUGAGUCGUGUUGGUUUUUGAAGAUAUAUUUCACAAGGAUAACAUAGUCGAGAUAAGGAACGUAGAAAAUUGUCAAAACAAUAAAGAUGUUGAAUUCAAAUUUUUUCGGAUCAUUAAAUAUAUAUAUUGGUCGCUCUCCCUUGUAACUUCUCUACUUUUUAUGCUUGCUAAGGCAAUCAAUAAGGCAUCAAAUGACAAUAUGGAAGAAGAAGAAAAGUGCACUAACGCUAGCUACGCUACACACACAACAAAAGUUCCAAAACUUAUCUCCCACUAUACAAACCCCACUAAACAAGGAAAAUUCUUCCCUCUCAUGCAUAAAAGAAAAUAAAAACUAAAAGAAAGAAAAAAUUCCCAUGUAACCUCUACCAUAUAACCACACAUAUAGCUAAGCUCAAAAUAUAUACACUCCAAUUAUCCCACCAUCUCUCACACUGUUCAAAUCACAAAUGGAGGAACUCUUCUUCUCUUCUCCUCAUGCAUUGCUAAUAAUCCUCACAACAUCCUUCCUCCUCCUCCCCUCCAUCUCCUCCCAAGCUUGCCAAAAGACCUGUGGUGACAUCCCGCUUCGUUACCCUUUCGGUAGCGGCAGCGGGUGCGGUGACUCACGAUUCCACCCUUCCAUCACUUGCAAUGAUCAUCAACAACUAAUCUUCACAACUCACACUGGCUGCUACCCCAUCUCCAACAUAGAUUACACCAACCAAGUCUUCUACAUCUCCGACCCGACCAUGUCGACCUGCGCUUGCAACCAACCGAGCAAAGGGUUCGGCCUCGAUUGGGAUGCUCCUUUCACCUUCCACGGCGACACCAUCUUUGCUCUACUCGACUGCUCAAGCUCCUCCCCUGUUUACUCCCCAACCGGUAUGUUCAACGACCGAAACAACAACAACUCGUCUCGAGUGUCGCUUUGCGAUAGCAGCCGUGGAAUGCCGAUUUGUGGAUUCUUGUAUGGGUGUAAGCCAAUAGUGAGCCUUAAUAUUCCAAUAUCAGGGUGUUGUGUUUAUACACCUGUGAAUUUUGGGCCUUCUUUUGAGAUGGAUUUGGAGAAGCUUAAGUGUGGUUCUUAUUCUGGGUUUUAUAGCUUUAAUGGAAGAGAAUCAGACGCUGAGAGCUGGAAAUAUGGAAUUGCUAUUAAGUAUAAGUUUGCAAUCGACAAUGUUUAUCCAAGUUGGUGUUCGAGUUGUGAACAGAGUGGUGGGGUUUGUGGGUAUUCAGGUCCCGUUGAUUCAUUUAUAUGUAAUUGUCCUCCUGGAUUUAACACAACUACUAAUUGUUUCUUUGGAGCUUCUUUCAAUGGCGUUUCUAAGCUUCUUCCAAACCAACUUCCAUGGAUUUGUGUGAUUAUUUUCUCAGGAUGGCUAUUGGUUUGGUCUUCUUCUACGUUUUAGCAAAUAACUUCGAGCCAUUUACAUCAGCCAUUGAAGUAUUUGGACGGAGAAAAUGUAGCUUUAAUUUCUUCUUUUGUUACGUGGGAAGUCGAACUUCUAACUUUCAACAUUACAACGAGUAGUGGUACAUCAAUCAUCAUGUUGAUUUAAUUUAAGUAUGAUUGUUUGUGUUUUCAAAUAAAAUCAAAUUUGGUGUUGAAA